This is a messenger RNA of Fimicolochytrium jonesii, 1550 nucleotides long. RefSeq lists its product as uncharacterized. Gene Ontology annotation, biological process: pyrimidine nucleotide biosynthetic process; 'de novo' pyrimidine nucleobase biosynthetic process. Gene Ontology annotation, cellular component: cytoplasm. NCBI's taxonomy places the organism in Eukaryota, Fungi, Chytridiomycota, Chytridiomycetes, Spizellomycetales, Powellomycetaceae. The transcript has 3 exons. Bases 274 to 1344 code for a protein of 356 amino acids. The record is from RefSeq and is a predicted model, not a curated record. Gene Ontology annotation, molecular function: dihydroorotase activity.
ACGCCGUUACGACGGGUCCAGUGGCACCGUGCGUAGGCGCGGAUAAGAGGUUGGCAGCGGUGUGAUGUCCAAGCCAGUGUCCAAGCCGUCGAAGAUGUCGCACACUUCAGGUGUCCGGGAAGAAGUCGCGGAUGAGAAAGCUGUUCCCAGAGCUGUUCCCACUUCCUCAACUUCUGCCGAUCCCGCACCACCGGCCCGUCCCCCCACACCACACAACACCCCACACCACCUUCACACAUACAUACUACCCACAGGAGCGACAGAAAAGGAAAAAUGUCUGAAAUCACAACCCUCUCCAUCCCAGCGCCCGACGAUUUCCACGUGCAUCUCCGUCAAGGCGCCCUCAUGCGGGCCGUGACGCCGCUCAUUCGGGACAGCGGGAUCGCUACGGCGUAUGUUAUGCCGAAUUUGAAACCGCCAGUGACGACGACGGAGCAGGCGCUGGCGUACAAGAAGCAGCUGGAGGAGCUUGCGCCGGGGGUCAAUUUCCUCAUGACGCUGUACUUGUCGCCGGAGCUUACCCCGGAGGAGAUCAAGAAGGCUGCUAAGGCUGGGAUUGCCGGUGUGAAAUCCUACCCCCGCGGCGUCACAACCAACAGCGACAGCGGCAUCGAAUCCUACGAAACCUACUACCCCGUCUUCCGCGCCAUGGAAGAAUCCGACAUGGUCCUCAACCUCCACGGCGAAGUCCCCAGCGACCCCAGCUCCGACAUCUGCAUCAUGAACGCGGAAGAGAAAUUCCUCACCCACCUCCGUACCCUGCACGCGGCGUUCCCCAAGCUGCGGAUCGUGCUGGAACACGCCACCACGCAGGCGGCGGUCGAGACGGUGAAAUCGUUGGGGGACACGGUGGCGUGCACGAUCACCGUGCACCACCUCACGCUGACCGUGGACGACUGGGCGGGCCAGGCACACCAUUUCUGUAAACCCGUUGCAAAGUUCCCCCAUGACCGCGCGGCAUUGCGCGGGGUGAUCAGGGAAGCCCACCCGCGCUUCUUCCUGGGCACGGACUCGGCGCCGCAUCCGCGAAAGAACAAAGAGGCCGCCGGCACCGCCGUCGCCGGCGUGUUCACCGGCACCCCGCUGCUGCUCCCGUACCUCGCAUCUGUGUUGGAGGAGUUUGGCGCGCUGGAGAGGCUGGAGGGCUUCGUGAGCGGGUUUGGGAGACGGUUUUAUAAGUUGGAAGAGAGGCAUCCGGCGCCUGUUGCGACGCGCGCGGUGAUUCGGCUGAAGAGGAGCGAGGUGGUCGUACCGCAAGAGUAUGGGUUUGUGGAUGACGAGGGGGAGAAGAGCUCGGUGGUGCCGUUUUUGGCGGGGAAGACGUUGCGGUGGUCGUUGGCUUGAGGCGCGCGAUGGAAAUACAGUACUACUCUGUGCGUCGUCCUCUCAAAUGCAUCUUAAUGACCCACCACCUGAGGCCGCUGCGAAGCGAGUGCGAUGUGGGAGUUGGUUCAUUCCCGGUAUGGGAUGGGACGGGUCAGAGUCCUCCACCGCCACGCCUGCUACACACGAUUAUGUGCAAUAAGUGCUAUAUAAGCAAAAGCUGAAGG